This is a messenger RNA of Haemonchus placei, 255 nucleotides long. Lineage: Eukaryota; Metazoa; Nematoda; Chromadorea; Rhabditida; Trichostrongylidae. The record is from the annotation of a GenBank genome assembly.
AUGCACCACAGUGUGUUGAUGCUCCUGCUGGGGAUGUGCACGGUAUUUGCACGGCCGUCUAAAAACUUCGAGAUAUUCCUGCCUACCGACUACAGACAACUGGGCAACACCCUGCAAAGGGUUGACGACACAGAUCAGGAGAUGUUCCAAGGAUACUAUGACAGACCGAUGGCACGAUUACAACGAAAGGUGAACACGUUCGCACUUCCAAUCAAAAGGAUACCACGGAUCGGUGGAACCAUUGUGAUGGGAUGA